AUGCGGCCGCCGGAGUCUCUCGACGAGCCUGCGUCGCUCUCCUUCGCAGACUUGAUCAAGCAGCAACAGACCGCCGCGACGUCGCGAGCAGGGGGCAGAGGAGAUCUUGUUCUCGCAUAUGGCUCUUGCCUCAUUCGAAAAUACAAGCAGAAGCUAGGCAAUGCAUUGUGGGGCGUCUUGGAGACGGUCUACGUCCAAGCGCUCGAGUACCGACAGGACCGGCUGGCGCGGUUUUGCCUGCAGACGCUUCAGCAGCGCUGGCCCGGGAGCGCGCGGGUGAAGCGCCUCGAGGGCCUGGCGCUAGAGGCGCAGGCACACUGGGACGCUGCGCUCGCGCGGUACGAGGAGAUGCUGGAGCAGCAUCCCCACGACCCGCUGACGAGGAAGCGCGUCGUCGCGGCGCUGAAAAACCGAGGCCGCCUCUCGGAGUGCAUUCAGAUGCUUUUCUUGCACCUGGACGAGUUCGGAACGGACGCGGAGGCCUGGCAAGAGCUCGGCACGAUCUUCGCGGGAGAAGGGAGACUUGCUCAGGCCGCCUUCUGCUUCGAAGAGUUGCUCGUCCACGAACCGCUUAACAUUCUUUUCCUCUCCGUCUACGCUGAGCUCCAGUACGGCCUCCACCGCUGCCGGUUGAGUCGGCAGUACGCGGCCUAUCUGGUGUCGUUGCACCCGCGCAACAUCCGCGCGUUUUGGACGCUCAUCAUCGCUUCGCGACAGACGAUCGACGAUGCGUGCGGCAAAGACCGGAUCACGCGCGGGCAGGAGAAGACGAAGAAGACAGAGAAAGAGAAAAGCGCGUCUCCGGCGCCUUCCUCGGCGGUCGACGAGGAAGUGAAAGACGUGCUCCACCUCUCGCUCGGUGCGCUGCGGCGUCUCGGCGCGAUCUACGAAGAAGAAAUCGCCAAAGCUGACGAAGAAGAUGGGGAAACUGUCGGCCGCUGCGUGCUUGACGCCCUCUUCGGCGAGGCGGCGCUGCGACGCCUGGAGAGUCAUCGCCGAUUCUUCGUUGCGCGGGCUGCAGGCCUGGGCAUCGAAAUUAAGUAG
Molecule: messenger RNA, 1044 nt
Organism: Besnoitia besnoiti
Lineage: Eukaryota; Apicomplexa; Conoidasida; Eucoccidiorida; Sarcocystidae
Product: tetratricopeptide repeat-containing protein
Exons: 8
Coding region: 1-1044 (347 amino acids)
Biological process (GO): protein folding in endoplasmic reticulum
Cellular component (GO): EMC complex
Molecular function (GO): protein binding
Source: RefSeq, a predicted model, not a curated record